Molecule: messenger RNA, 1399 nt
Organism: Styela clava
Lineage: Eukaryota; Metazoa; Chordata; Ascidiacea; Stolidobranchia; Styelidae
Source: RefSeq, a predicted model, not a curated record
AAUCCUAAUUUUAAUAUAAAAAAAAAUGCCUCUACACCUUGCUUCAUACAUAAAGAGAAUGAAAAAGAUACUAUGGGGUUUCAUUAUUGCGUCAUUUUUUAUUGUGACGUAUAAAACAAUUAAAGGAAAUCGGGAUCAUAUUCAUUCGCUCAUAAACAGUUUUAAAUCAAAAGAAGAUUUUAUUUUUGAUUUCUUUAAUCGAACCGAAAACGCGGACACAAAAGUUUUCUCACUGGAUAAUUUCACUUUAUUUUUGGAUGAUAAUCCCGAUAAUUUGGAAGAGUAUGACUUGCCACUGUGCCCACAAAAACCUCCCGGACUAAAAGGCAAUUUGCGAAGGCAGGAUUACUUGGAUUUAACCCCACCGCCAUUCGAAAAAAUUUCUAUAGAUAAUCCGAGGUUGUCAAUCGGUGGGAAAUACGCUCCAAAGCACUGUCGUCCACGAUUCAAACUUGCUAUUAUCAUUCCCUUACGCGGGCGCAUACAUCAGCUCCGAGUACUCUUAGCGCAUAUGCACCCAAUAUGGCAGCGACAGCAAUUGGACUAUACUGUGUACGUUGUGUGGCAGAGCGGGGAACAUCUGUUCAACAAGGCCAAAAUAAUGAAUGCUGGAUUUCUGGAAGCGAGUAAAGAUCGAAAAUACGAUUGCUAUGUUUUCCAUGAUGUCGAUAUGCUUCUGGAGAACGAUGAAUGUCUGUACUGGUGCCCAACUGAAGACAACCCUCGCAGUUUGUCGGUUUACGUUGACAAAUUCUUCUAUCGUUAUAAAUCCUACACCCUGAAAUGUAGACCAAGUAAUAUCCGGCGGACUCAAACUGUACCAUACUUCGGAGGUGUGGUCAUGGUUACAAAAUCACAAUUUAUGUGCGCCAACGGUUUCUCGAACAUUUACUGGGGUUGGGGCGGUGAAGAUAACGACUUGUACUUACGCUUAUGGAAUCAGGGAUAUCAGCUUCAUAAUCCUUACGGGAAAAGUUGUUCAUAUCAUAUGAUUCGACACAAAAAAGAAAAAUCAAAUGCAGAAAAUAAAGGACAUUUUGCAUUGAUGACUCACGCCAUUACGCGGAUGAAAUACGAAGGAUUAAACACCUUAAGAUACAAACGCUUGUCAACCAAACGGGAACCGCUUUUUACGAAUAUAACCAUAGACGUCGGACAACCAAUCAAACAAUACGUUGAUUUCAUGAUGUACAACGUUACUGACGACGAACUAUGUCAUCGUUCGAUGCCAUGGGACUUUCAGCACUACAACUGAAAAACUGGUGUUCCUUAUUAUACCAUAUAAAGGUCUUCAUGCAAGAUAAGGUCCAGCUUUAUCUCUAAGCCAGAGGACAAUAAAAAAGCGUUUUCAAAUACACGGACACGAAAGUCAAAUAGUAUUUUAUAAUGACCCAACGAA